Molecule: messenger RNA, 366 nt
Organism: Symbiodinium natans
Lineage: Eukaryota; Dinophyceae; Suessiales; Symbiodiniaceae
Source: the annotation of a GenBank genome assembly
AUGGGCACUUGUCGUAACCAGGCCCCCUUCGCAGCGGAGAAGAAUAGGAUCCGAGCAGUCGUUUGCACAGGGGAGUCCAGCUUCCUUCCCUCGACGGGUGCGGCCACGCGCGAGGAGUGGAUGCAUUACUGGCUGCUGCGAGAAAGCGCCCCCAGCCACUACGCUCUCGCCAUCCUCAGGCUGUCGAAGCUGGCGAGACGGUGUGUGGAGGGAGUGCAGGCCUCGACAAGCGACGGGUCUUCCGUGAUUGUAGUUGGCACGGUGCUGAACAUGUUCCGUGAAGCCGACACUGACGCUGACGGGGAGCUUCUGCUGCAAGUUCUGUACACCGGAGCGGCCAACUCCGACUUCCCACAUCACUGGUAG